Messenger RNA from Loxodonta africana (African savanna elephant), 3584 nucleotides. RefSeq names its product family with sequence similarity 131 member B (gene FAM131B). The record is from RefSeq and is a predicted model, not a curated record. The coding region runs from base 47 to 1153 and encodes 368 amino acids. NCBI's taxonomy places the organism in Eukaryota, Metazoa, Chordata, Mammalia, Proboscidea, Elephantidae. The transcript has 7 exons.
CCCUGCUCCCGCGCCCGCCCCUGCCGGCGCCCCGGACGCCCGGACCAUGGGCUGCAUCGGCUCCCGGACCGUGGGGAAUGAGGUGAUCGCAGUGGACUGGAAGGGCCUAAAGGAUGUCGACCAGAUACCCAUGGACAGUACCAGCUCACUGCAGGGGAGCAGCCUCCACCGACCGUCCACAGAGCAAACCCGGACGGAGUUCUCCUGGGAUGCCAUCAAUCUCUCCAUGGAGGACACCACUUCUAUCCUCCCGAAGCUCAAGCGUAACUCGAAUGCCUAUGGCAUUGGGGCCCUGGCCAAGUCAUCACUCUCAGGGAUCUCGCGAAGCAUGAAGGACCAUGUGACAAAGCCCACAGCCAUGGGCCAGGGCCGGGUGGCCCAUAUGAUAGAGUGGCAGGGCUGGGGGAAGGCCCCAGCCAUCCAGCCCCAACACAGCCACGAGGCCGUGCGCAGGGACACGGAUGCCUAUUCUGACCUCAGUGAUGGCGAGAAGGAGGCACGCUUCUUAGCAGGUGUGAUGGAGCAGUUUGCCAUCUCUGAGGCCACACUCAUGGCCUGGUCUUCCAUGGAUGGUGAGGACAUGAGUGUCAACUCCACCCAGGAGCCACUGGGCUGCAACUACAGUGACAACUACCAGGAGCUGAUGGAGAGCCAGGAUGCCCUGGCUCAGGCCCCCAUGGAUGGCUGGCCUCACUCCUAUGUGUCCCAGGGCAUGUACUGUCUGGGCUCCUCGGAUGCCUGGGAAGCCAGUGACCAGUCCCUCAUCGCCUCUCCAGCCACAGGCUCCUACCUCGGCCCGGCAUUCGAUGACUCGCAGCCCAGCCUGCAUGAGAUGGGGCCCUCUCACCUCGCCUCAGGCUGCUCGGCCCAGGAGCCACCUUUGCUAGGGGUGGACGCUGACUGGGCUGCAGGCGGUAUCGUCAUGGACCUGGCCCAGGUCCCUGCUGAGGAGGAGGAGGAAGAAGAGCGGGAAGAGGGGGAGAAGAGGCUGUUGGCCCCCGAGGAGGAGGAGGACGCGGGCUGCCGGGACCUGGAGUCUCUGUCCCCGCGGGAGGACCCCGAAGUGUCCACUGCCCUCAGCCGGAAGGUGUCUGACGUCACAUCCUCAGGAGUGCAAUCCUUCGACGAGGAGGAGGGAGAGGCCAACAACUAGCCCCCAGGGCCCUGCUUCCUCCCACCAUGACUGCACCCACCACCUCCCCUGCUGUGCACUGACACGGUGGAGGACCGCACUGCACAGGAGAGUGGGGACCAGGAGGCAUCGUACCCCAUGCACUCCGAACACCACAGGAACCAAGACCCAGACCACGACAUGAGUGGCCUUCAUGUGGCAGGGCCUGUGACCGCAGGCCUUGGUAUGAGGCCGGGCAGGUGGGCAGCAGCCGUCAUCACCUGGCCCCAGUCUCUGCCCAUCGAGUCUUCCAGGAGCCCUGCCUGCAGCUGCCAAUAGCCUCCUCCUCUGCCGCUCUCUCGCUUUCCCAGACUUGGCCUUGUCUCUGGCUGUGGCCCUGGCCCUGUGGGCAUGGGAGUCCACCGCAGGGCUGUCUCCCUCGAGGGGAAGAGCCUGCCCUCGGUGUCGAGUGGGCUGCUGAGGCCUGGGGUCCAGGGUGAGGGGGGCCUGGCCAAAGGCUUUGCAGGGACAGGACAGUCACAGUGAGCAUGUCCAGGCCCCAUCCAAGAUCUGACCGUCCUUUGGCUGGAAGGCAGGUCCAUGGAUCUGUGAGGACUCCCAGCCAGCUGCCUGCUCCUGCUCCCCUUCUGUCCCCCAGCCCUGCUCUGGGAACCCCGGUCCCAGGGGUGAGGGACAGCAGCCCCAGGUUUGCUGACUGGGAACGCAGGUGUCCUGGCCAGGGGUAAGCAUGAGGGCUGUGUCCCCCGCCCUCCCCCAACUCUCUGGAGCUGUUUACACUUUUCUCUUUGCCUUUUCUACAUUUUUAUAACUUCUUGGGGACUCAGGGUUGAGUGGGUGGAGGGCUGAGUCGGUGCUGCCAGGGCCCCGGUUGGUGGGUGUCCCCAGGAACGGAGCGUCCCUCGGCUCCUCCUGCCCCUUCGGCUCCUCCCCGGGCUCCCUAGGGCCUCCCAGGACUCCAACACCCUAGCACCUCCACUUGGAUGGAUCUCAGAUCUCGAGGGCAGGGUAUGGUCUUGGCCUCUGAUGCCCCCCUCCCCCGCCGGCUUUGGGGGGGUUGGGAGGAGGGGGGAAAGAGAAGCCUAAAGAGGCUCAUCACCACUUCCUCCCUCUUCCCUUGCACCCACCACGAGCUCCAGCCCUGACUCCGUGUGCCCUCCCCACCCAACCCCCCGGGUGUCUGUCCCUCAGCUGUGUCCCCCUCCCAGCCCCUACACUGGUAUUUCUUUGUAAUGAGAAGCUGGUAUGUUGGGCUGUUUCUGCCAACCUAUGACCCACCCUCCCACCCCCUGUCAUACACACACAGUUCCAAGAUGUAACCAGGGCUGGGGUCCUGUGUGUCUGGGUCCCGAGGGGUCUUGGAGGAACCAGGAGUGGGUGCGGUGAGCAGAGGUGGGUGCACAGCCGUCACCUGGUCUGAUGCUGCCUGAACAGUGUGUCACACACAGCUGGCCCUGGACCCCACUUCUGGGAGCUCCCCACCUGGGGCUCCUGUUGCCCCCUCCACUUGUCCAACACAUCAUCUCUCCCUUUACACCUCACCUCUGGUGCCCACCAUCCACCCAGGACCCACAGUGGGCAACUGUCUACCACAGCCCUACUCACUCAGGGCCCAGCAGGCUGAGGAAGAGGUUGGAGCAGUAUCCUCCCCCACCCCCCCGCACUUCCCCCAGGAAGCAAGAGUCCCCUGGCAGGAUGGUCCAAAUGGGAGCUGGGCUCGGUGUCCUCGGGCGCUGCCUCUGGCUUCGCAGGGUCUUUGUCCUAACGGAGCUGGCCUUGCUGAAGGGGGAGGGGCAGGAACUAGCCUUCUGGACUCUUCUGAGCGAGGGGCGCCCUCUGGUGCUGGGGAGGGGUGCAUGGGGUUUGCUUAUACUUUAGGGACAGGGAGCAUGUGCAGGACAGCUAUUGGGGUGGGGGGCUGCUUCCCUUUGGGGUGAGGCUGUGCAGCACGUCUUACGGCAGUCCUGGACAGGGCUGUUUUUAUAUUCUUCUGAAUGAAACUGCUCUUGCUAAAUGAUUUUCUUUGCGGGGGUGGGGGGGGCGGGGUUGCACUUUUAAUCAGUUCACUUUAUUAAAGGAAAGUCCAGAUCUUCCAUCCCUCCCCUUCCCUCCCCCCACCUUCCUUCUGAUCCUUGUCCUAAGGAGGGGUCUCGGGUACGUUUAUCACCUCACCCACCCACCUCUACCUCCCUUACGCCGUCUUCCAGGGGACACAGUUUUAUGACCAGUCUUCGCAUGUUUUGUUACCGCGACCUUCCCACCCAGCCUGAGAGAGUCUAUGACAUAUAUUACAGAGAGAAGUCUAUAUAAAUAUAUACAAAUAUUCUAGAUUAUGUACACACGGGCAUGGGCUGGAAGCCCCUGCCCCUGCCCAGGCCAGCCUCUGUUGGCCUGGGGGGGUGUGAUGUUGGAACAGGCGGUGGCUGUGAUCAUGGCACUAAACAACAUGGUGGCA